AUGACUGGAAUGACGGCAACAGAGAACAACUGGGAGGCCAAGGUGGCGGAGAAGCGCAAACAAUUGGAACUACAGAUUCCCCAAGAUUGGCGUUUGAAUGCCACAUUUUUGUCCAAGCUCCCAUCAAAUGGCCACCUCCUAGAAGUGGACAUCCCACGCCACAGUGGACUCCUCACAGAGGAGGAGCUGGAUAUCACAGAAGAGUACACUGCGACACAGCUGCUGCAAAGGCUUGCCUGGGGCGAGGUAACCUCGCUGGCAGUCACUACGGCUUUUUGCAAACGCGCAGCCAUAGCCCAGCAACUAACCUCAUGCUUGACAGAAUACUUUUUCGACAGAGCGCUUGAGCGUGCUCAAUACCUGGAUGAUUAUCUGAAGCGAGAAAAACGGGUCAUGGGCCCGUUACACGGCUUACCGAUCAGUCUCAAAGAUAGCUUCUGCGUCAAGGGCGUUCUGAGUACGGUGGGAUAUGUCUCAUUCUUAGAUAACUCGCCAGCAGAAACCAACUCUGCUCUGGUCGAUCUGCUGCUUGACUUAGGUGCGGUUCUUUAUGUCAAGACCAAUAUUCCGCAGACAAUGAUGACGGGUGAUUCAGACAAUAAUAUUUACGGUCGUACAUUAAACCCGCACAAUAUAAGCCUGACCGCCGGAGGCUCCUCCGGUGGUGAAGGAGCUCUCGUUGCCUUCCGGGGCUCGAUCCUCGGCAUCGGAACUGAUAUCGCAGGCUCAAUCAGAAUUCCGUCGCUGUGUUGCGGUGUUUAUGGAUUCAAGCCCACCGCAGAUCGCAUUCCGUUCGGUGGACAGGUGUCCGGGGCAAUUGAGGGAGUCCCCGGCAUAAAGCCAGCGGCCGGACCACUGGCUCAGUCGUUAGAUGACAUUGAGAUGUUCAUGUCAACUGUGCUCAAAGCUGAGCCCUGGCGAUAUGACGUGACUGCAAUUGGGUCACCCUGGGUGACGACACUCAACUUGCCCUCAUUAUUAACGAUCGGAGUCCUCGGUGAAGAUCCUCAAUUCCCAAUUCAUCCUCCUGUCCGCCGCGCAAUGGAGUCAGCAAUCGCGGCACUAGGCAAGAAAGGACACAGAAUAGUGCGCCUGGAACAUGACCCUGCACGGGGCGUGGCAUAUGCGAGUCGUCUAGCCUUUCAGUAUUUCACGUAUGGGCCACAUAUCGAUCACGUCGAAGCCAGUGGGGAGCCGUUGGUGGCAUCAGUGGCAAAGUUAGCUAAUCCAAUGUUCACUGGGCCAUUUCCUGUGGACCAGGAAGGAGCCUUUGAGAAAAUUGAGGGACUCUAUAACGCACGAAAGGAUUACGCUGAAGCAUGGCGCAGGACAUGGGUCCAAUACGGCAUAGAUGUUCUUCUAACACCUGGAGCCCAGAAUACGGCCACGCCGCAUGACACAUAUGGAUGGCCACCGUACACGGUCAUCUGGAACCUUCUGGAUUAUCCUGCAUGCAUUGUGCCGUACAGCAAAGCUUCGAAGGUGCUUGAUCCAGAUCCUAUGCCAGUACAUGAUGGAGUUCAGCCGAGCUAUGAACCUGACUCCGUUGAUGGAGCCCCAUGUGCUCUUCAAAUCGUAACGCCCCGGCACCAAGAUGAGAAAUGCCUUCUCUUUUCCAGGCUGAUCGACAGAGACAUCCGUUAA
Messenger RNA from Aspergillus pseudonomiae, 1644 nucleotides. RefSeq names its product general amidase GmdB (gene gmdB). The coding region runs from base 1 to 1644 and encodes 547 amino acids. The record is from RefSeq and is a predicted model, not a curated record. NCBI's taxonomy places the organism in Eukaryota, Fungi, Ascomycota, Eurotiomycetes, Eurotiales, Aspergillaceae. The transcript is spliced from 5 exons.